This is a messenger RNA of Zymoseptoria tritici IPO323, 528 nucleotides long. RefSeq lists its product as uncharacterized. Gene Ontology annotation, biological process: endoplasmic reticulum to Golgi vesicle-mediated transport. NCBI's taxonomy places the organism in Eukaryota, Fungi, Ascomycota, Dothideomycetes, Mycosphaerellales, Mycosphaerellaceae. Bases 1 to 528 code for a protein of 175 amino acids. The transcript has 2 exons. The record is from RefSeq and is a predicted model, not a curated record. Gene Ontology annotation, cellular component: TRAPP complex.
AUGUCGCUAUACUCCUUCUACAUCUUCGACCGACACACCGAAUGCAUCUACUCCAAACGCUGGACCUCUCCACCCACCACCACCCCCAUCCCCACAGAACCCAACAAACCCAGCAGCCAAGGCCUCCCCCCCUCCGCCGCAGCAACCGCCAAACUCGCCUCCAAAAACCAAGACGUCCAAAAACUCAUCUUCGGCACCAUCUUCUCUCUCCGCCGCAUGGCCCGCCAACUCGGCGGUCCCUCCGAUCAAUUCCUCUCCUACCGUACGGGAGAGUACAAACUGCAUUACUUCGAGACUCCGACCCAACUCAAACUCGUGCUGCUGACGGAUACGCGGGUGGGCAAUAUGCGCACCGUGUUGCAUCAGAUUUGGGCCACACUGUAUGUCGAGUAUGUGGUCAAGUCGCCGCUCGCUCCCGUCGAGCAUAAGGGUGGGGUCGGGGUGGGGAAUGAAUUGUUUGAGGGGGGGUUGGAGAGCUUUAUGGUGAGUUUGUCUUGUGAACUUCUGUGGUUUGGGGAGUCGUGCUGA